AUGGUGCAUUGCCGGGCGUGUGGUGUAACAACUUCAGCUCGAAAUUAUGGGAUAACGUUUCAUCGGUUUCCUAAAAACGAAAAUCAAAAAUGUGCCUGGAUAAAUUUUUGUAAUAAGGACAAAAGAUUAGACAAAAGUGUAAAUUAUACUACGCUUUGUUCGCAACAUUUCGACGAAUCAUGUUUUGACAGAACAUCAGCUAUGAAAGUUCGCUUGAAACCGUUUUCUAUGCCAACAAUACAUGUUUUAAGAUCAAAAUAUGAAAAAAUUGACGCAUCAAUAUGUUCACAGACAGAAAGUAUCAAUGAAACAUCUUUAACGAACAGGACAACUAACACGUCGACAGAUAUAGCAUCGAUUAAUUGUAAUUCUAAUAUGGAUAUUUUUAUGAUUAUGGAAAAGUCAACUGUCAAUGAUAUUUUACAAAUGAGUAAGUCACAACUCAUCGAGCAAACAAAUGUUGAUAUAGAAUUUCAACUAUCUAACAGAAAUAUUGACAUAGAAUCGUUGCCUUCUACUAACUUGGACAUAAUUAGCCAUAAAACUGAUGUUUCAUUGGAAAUUUUGCCAAGUGAUACAUCGAAGGAAGUUACAUUAAAGAAAAAAAUUGUAUCAUUAGGACGAUUACUUGCUGAUAAAUCGAAUGUUAUCAGAAAAUUGCAGAAAAAGAAUUGGAAUCAGCGAAAACAAAUAUUCAAAUUAAAAUCCAUUAUAAACGAACUUAUUUAACAAAACUUGGUAUCAAAUGACAACGUUUAUACAAUAAUGCAGGAGUUUGGACCAAAUAAACAACUAAUUAAUAGGUUAUUUCAAAAAAUGACAAAAAGCAUUGUUCAAAAACAAUAUC
Messenger RNA from Trachymyrmex cornetzi, 847 nucleotides. RefSeq lists its product as uncharacterized. Lineage: Eukaryota; Metazoa; Arthropoda; Insecta; Hymenoptera; Formicidae. The record is from RefSeq and is a predicted model, not a curated record. The coding region runs from base 1 to 729 and encodes 242 amino acids. The transcript has 3 exons.